Molecule: messenger RNA, 3185 nt
Organism: Oryzias latipes (Japanese medaka)
Lineage: Eukaryota; Metazoa; Chordata; Actinopteri; Beloniformes; Adrianichthyidae
Gene: st6galnac6
Product: ST6 (alpha-N-acetyl-neuraminyl-2,3-beta-galactosyl-1,3)-N-acetylgalactosaminide alpha-2,6-sialyltransferase 6
Biological process (GO): oligosaccharide metabolic process; ganglioside biosynthetic process
Molecular function (GO): alpha-N-acetylgalactosaminide alpha-2,6-sialyltransferase activity
Source: RefSeq, a predicted model, not a curated record
CUCCCACAGUUUGUCCAUUCUCUUUGACGUCCCAUCUUUGGUGUAUUUUUUCAGAUACUUUGUAUCAACAACACAGCUAAACACAGCUAAAGAGCUCGACAGGGGAAAGUUUUGCUGGUGCCCAGCUGCAGUCGGGAACCCGCCAUGACGUCACCAAGUGGCGCAGGAAGAUGGGGGACUGGAAGGAUGAGGAAACCGUCACGCGCGCGGACACCUCAAACCGAUCAAACCUGCACUGGGGGGACGCCACUGCUCUUUAAAGCGCUCCAACGCGCCGCCAUGCUUAAAUCUGCGGUUCACCAACCGGGUUUGUGCUGAAAACGCCCCCGGUGGGGGGAAAAAAACCGGAAAAAACAACAACGGGCGAUAAAUGGAUGCGCAAGAUGGUGUUUCUAGCCUAAUAUUUACAUGUCAGCGCUGUCAGCGCGUCCGGUGUGAUGACGGACGCGUCUGAUCGGGAAGCAUGGGGAUCAAGCUCAGCGGAAAGGGUCAAAGGAGCCGCAGUUUGGCCAUCUUGUUUGCCAUCCUCAUUCUGAUGACGCUCCUGAUUCUAUACGGCUCCAACAACAGCCCAGACGCCAUCUACCCUCCCUUCCAUGUGGCAGAAAACCACGCCCUCAAAACAACAGACCUCAAAAAGUGGGCUUGGAAGGAUGACUAUGUGCCACUUUACGGAAACAAAACUCACAGCCUUCGCUGUCACAACUGUGCUCUGAUAACGAGCUCCAGCCACGUCCUGGGCAGUCAAGCUGGAAAUGAGAUCGAUCAAACGGAGUGCGUCAUUCGCAUGAAUGACGCCCCCACGUUAGGGUACGGCUCUGAUGUCGGUAACCGGACCACACUGAGGGUCGUAGCUCACGCCAGCGUGUUUAGGGUGGUCCGAAGGCCAACCGACUUCCUGCAGAACCUGGGCAGCAACUCCACCAUCAUCUUCUGGGGGCCGCCGAAUAAGAUCGGGAAGGACGCCAAGGGGACACUCUACAGGCUGAUCCAGAGGGUCAGCAUGACCUACAGAAACGUGACCUUCUUCAGUAUUUCGCCAAACAAGAUGCGCAAGUUUGAUAAUCUGUUUCAAAGAGAAACCGGACGAGACCGGCAAAAAUCUCACUCAUGGCUGAGCACCGGCUGGUUCACAAUGGUCAUCGCCAUUGAAAUAUGUGACAACAUCAAAGUAUACGGGAUGGUUCCGCCCAAUUAUUGUGGAAAAAACACCACAUCCAAGAAGAUGCCGUACCACUACUACAAACCAAGAGGGGGUGACGAAUGUGUAAUGUACAUGCAGAACGAGGGCGGCCGACGAGGAAACCACCAUCGCUUCAUCACUGAGAAGCAGGUGUUUGCACGCUGGGCUAAGCAGUACAACAUCACUUUUACGCAUCCCAAAUGGUGAGAGGAGGAAGAUAAAAAACCACCAGGACACUGCUCGGUCAGACAAUUGAUGCUAAACAAGUGGUGGCUACAUUUUCAGAGCCUUCAAAGACUAGGAAACGUAAAAAAGAUAUAUAUAAAUCACAAGAAGUGACUUUAAGGAGGCAAAAAGGAUGUUGGAUCUUGCAGAGGAGCCAGUUUUUGGUUUUGCUGCAUUGUGGAACCUGUCUGACAAAACAGAUUUGUAAAUAGAAAUACGAAAUUUUAAGAAUUUUCUACGUAUUUAUAUAAUUUUUAUUAUGUAUGAACACAUAGUUGGUUUAUUAUAUCAGCAAGUACCUUUAAUAAGGAUGUUAAGUGGCCUAUGAAUGGAUAUGUUUUUUUUUUUGUAACCACUCAUUUCAAAGAUCCCAUCCUUCUACAGUUGCUGCAGCCAAGGCCAGAAUACAUCAGAGGCAUAGGUGUGCAUUGGGGAGGCAACCCCUUCCCCGGAAGACAAAAAACACAGCAGCCAACCUUAGAAAUGACACACAGCCAGUCAUAGAUGAUCUUUUCCAUUUGCUUCCUAAUAUUUGCCAUUGUUUUGACAGUCCCCCAACUUCUUUUCCUCUUAAUUCUAAUUCCUGUUUUCUGUCCUCUUCUUUUCAUUGGCUGCUGAAAAAGGACAUUUGCAGCAAGAUCCAUUAUUAAUGCAAAUUUGGCUAAAAAGAAAAACAAUCAAAACGCUUGUUUCCCUUAUUUUGAUGCCAAUGAGUGACGCUGACAGCUUUAGCAGAAUAAAACCAGAAAAGGAUUGUGGGUAAAAUCUGGCAGAUGCAUUGUAGCUGGGGCUAAUAUUCGAAUGUCCUAACCUUCAAUUAUAGUCACCUUCAGUUAUAUAAAACAAUAUCCUUCAAUGUUUCUUUUCAAUCUGAUGCUAAAUUAAGCGGAUACCAGGAUUUUGUUGUGAUUUAGGGACAUACAGCGGGAAGGGGUCAAAAACAAAAAGCUGCUUCUAGGUGCCAUAACCUACACUUCACUUAAACCUCACGUCCAUCAGUGUCCGGAACGCAAAACGGCACAAGUUGGAAGCAAAAGUGGAUUUUGUUUGAUACCGUGUUGCCUUUUAUAUUUACGUUUCCCACAUGCAAACAGUUUACUGCUGUGACUUUAUUGAUGCUGAAUAGGUAGAAGCUCUAACACUGUAGGACUCCAUUAUCACCAUCAAAUACCUUUAUUUCUGUGGAUAUAGAAAAGCUGAGAAUAGCAACAGAUGAACACUUUCAUAGUUGUGAAGCAUAAUGACCCUUCUGUCAUGAUAUCCAGGUAGAGGCUAAAAACACAAAUGUAGCUGUUAUUUAAUAAUAAAGGAUUUGCAUGGCUGUUGAAUUAAACAGCCUGUUAUUUGCUACACAAUUACUUCCCAUUGCCUCUACACAAAUUCAGAGGUCUACUUUGUACUAUCAGAUGCAUGCAACUGGAAUGAGACUGCAUCAUGAAGACAAUCAGCUUUUACUGUUAUCAGUUUGGAAAAAGCAGCAGAGACUCCUCCACUAAAUCAGAAAGGUGAAACUUUAAAUUCAGUAGCUCGGCGUUAAGUUUGUUCUCUUUGUGCUGCUUUUAAGAUUCCUGUCUGAACUUAUGAUUCUUUAAAAACACAGAGUGAGUUUAAAGCAUGUGGGUUUGUAUUUAAUAAACAUACAUUUUGUGCAGAUAUUUAGAAACAAAGGGAAUGUUAAUCAACGGCACUGAAUCACUUAUUAACCGAGUGCUUUAAAAACAAAACAAUGUUCCAAAGUGCAUAUAUGGAUAAUAAAGAACUCCCAUGAAACUCCUGA